AUGUUAAUCAACCUGACGGAAAUUUUCAUGGUGAUGUUUACCUUUCAAUCAAAGUGGAUGACAAUCAUAUUCAUCUCAGUGAAUUAUAUGUUAUCAUCAUUCCCCUGGACUCCCUCCUAUCAGGGUCAUUUGGUCAUCGCUUCAUGGGAACAGUGGUGGGCAUAUGAAGGAAUCUCAGGGCCACAUUUCUGGGGACGGACUAAUCCAAAAUGGGUCUUAUGUAAUAAGGGUAGACGACAAUCACCAAUUGACAUUGACCCGGAAGCCUUGCUCUUUGACCCUUUUCUUUCACCUCUACAAUUGAUCGGUGACCAUGUGAAUGGGAACUUGAUUAAUACAGGUCGAGGUAUAAUCUUCAAAGUAUCAGGAUUAAACAAAACAGACACUUUCAACCUUGACUCAAGCUCAUUAUCAUCAUCGUCGACUUCCUCUUCCUCCUCUCCACCUCCUUCCGUGAGUCUAACUAAUGGUCCAUUAACCUACCGUUACACCUUGAACCAUUUCGCCCUCCAUUAUGGUCGUAACUUAUCAAAAGGCUCUGAACACACAAUCGGUGGUAUUCAAUUUCCAGGGGAAAUUCAGUUUUAUGCAUAUAACUCUCUUCUCUAUGACUCAUACGAAGAGGCCUCACUUCGAGCCCAUGGGGUCGUAGCGGUUUCCGUCCUUCUCCAGAUAUCCCAUGAUCCAAAACAGGCCAAUAAUCAGCUCAAAAGGAUAACCCAUGCACUUAAAAAUAUCACCACCAAAGGAAGCUUUCAAAAGAUUGAAUCUCUGUCAAUCUCUGAGAUUAUGCCUGAAGCUAUGAGGCGACAAUAUUUAACCUACGAUGGCUCAUUGACAAUACCUGGUUGUUAUGAGACAGUUCAAUGGAUUAUACUGAACAAACCGAUCUACAUGACAAGUCACCUUUUCCAUUCUCUGAGAAUAUCAUCUUCAACUGAACCUUCUCAUGGUGGUGACAAUUUUCGUCCAAUUCAAAGACUCAAUUCCCGACCCAUUAGGACCAACAUAAAUUUUGAAACUUCAUUUGAGGAUAAUUUAGAGCAUGAGAAUGAAAAAUUGGAUACAAAUGAAGUUGGAACUCAAUUGAAUAGUAAAAAAUUGGAUGAAAAUGAUGUUACAUUUACAACUACGAGUUCCAAUGGUUCCAAGAGGAAAAGUUCAUGUUCCAUGAAAAGAUCUGUCACCUACAGAGCUAAUUCACCUAAGAUUGUAAUUGAAAAUUAAUGGUAAUCAUUAAAUUGGAAUCCUGUUAAUUGUUGGUGAUCAACUUUGUUAAUCGUUUAUUAGGAUUAAUUAAGUUUCAUUGGAACCGGAUCAAAGCAAAGUAUCAAUUAAUUAAUAACUUAUUUUCCACUUGCAGUUGAUUAAUUGUUGAGUUUAUUAAUAGUAGCCGAUAAUCAUUUGUAAUAAUUAACUCAAUCUCGAUGACAUUUGUUGCUCAAGUUAAUUCAAUUCAAAGUAAUCAAUCAAUGUCUAUCAAGACACAUUAAUAACAAUUAAAGGACCCAAUGGACAGACAAUUAAUAUGAUUAUCUUAAUCAGAAUAGCCUUUGUUUUGAUUUGUUUUGUUUUGUAUUUUAAUGACAAUCUAACCAGAAAAAAAUUGUUGAUCAACAAUUAACUGAUUGUAACCAAGUUUAUCAAGUAAAAUGGUAACAAACAAAAUGCUUUUAAUAAAUUGUAAAUUCUGUCAAUUUGAUCACAAUAAAGAUGCUCAAUGAAA
This is a messenger RNA of Panonychus citri (citrus red mite), 1726 nucleotides long. Its product is annotated as carbonic anhydrase-related protein 10-like. Bases 1 to 1227 code for a protein of 408 amino acids. NCBI's taxonomy places the organism in Eukaryota, Metazoa, Arthropoda, Arachnida, Trombidiformes, Tetranychidae. Gene Ontology annotation, molecular function: zinc ion binding; carbonate dehydratase activity. The record is from RefSeq and is a predicted model, not a curated record. The transcript is spliced from 7 exons.